AUGGUGUGCUAUGAUGAUGGACUAGUGGCAGGAAAGAGCUUGUUGGCUCUGAAGACCAAAGAUACCAGCAAGGAGCAGUAUAGCUUGUGGGUGUAUCAGUGCAGCACUCUGGUAAGUAGUUUAUACAGAUAA
Staurois parvus is the source of this 132-nucleotide messenger RNA. NCBI's taxonomy places the organism in Eukaryota, Metazoa, Chordata, Amphibia, Anura, Ranidae. The record is from the annotation of a GenBank genome assembly.